AUGUCAGAAAGAUUGCAAUCCAUUAAAUCUCAUCUCUUAGGAGGAAACGAUGACUCAUCAUUACUAACGGAAACAAGACCAGAUGAUAUAGUCAUCGUCUCUGCUUACAGAUCAGCCAUUGCAAAGGGGUUCAAAGGUUCCUUCAAAGACGUCAACACAGAUUACCUGCUAUACCAAUUUCUUUUAGAACUCAUUAAAAGAUUACCUGAUUCAUUAAGUAACCACCUAGAUUUAAUCGACGAAAUCACAUGCGGUAACGUCUUAAAUCAUGGUGCAGGUGCUACUGAACAUAGAGCUGCUUGUCUUGCUUCCGGAAUUCCCUACUCUGUACCAUUUAUGGCUUUAAAUAGGCAAUGUUCCUCCGGUUUGACUGCAGUUAAUGAUAUAGCCAACAAGAUUAAAGUGGGUCAAAUUGAUAUUGGAUUAGCAUUAGGUGUCGAAUCAAUGACCAAAAAUUAUAUGAAUAUUAAUCCCUUGGGUACUGUCUCUGAUGAAUUGAAAGUUAAUAAAGAUGCAAAGAAAUGUUUGAUCCCUAUGGGUAUUACAAAUGAGAAUGUUUCCUCCAAUUUUAAAGUUGGUAGAGAACAACAAGAUGAAUUCGCUGCUAGAUCGUAUCAAAAGGCAGAAGACGCAAUUUCAAAGGGUAAAUUUAAAAAUGAAAUCGUACCAAUCAGUCUACCCGAUGGGAAAGUCGUUGAUACUGAUGAAGGCCCAAGAGCUAAUGUUACUGCUGAAAGUUUAGGCAAAAUUAAGCCCGCCUUCAUCAAAGAUAAGGGAACCACUCAUGCCGGUAAUUCUUCGCAAGUGUCAGACGGUGUCUCUGGCGUUCUUUUAACGAGAAGAUCAGUGGCAAAGCAAUUGGGAUUACCUAUCGUAGGUAGGUAUUUAGCUUUCCAAUCUGUCGGUGUUCCACCAGAAAUUAUGGGUGUUGGACCUGCUUAUGCUAUUCCAAAGGUUUUGAAAAGUAUUAAUUUGAAGAUUGAAAGUAUUGACGUUUUCGAAAUUAAUGAAGCUUUUGCUGCUCAAGCUUUGUAUUGUAUCAAAAAAUUGGAUAUUGAUUUAAAUAAAGUUAAUCCCAAUGGUGGUGCCAUAGCCUUGGGCCAUCCAUUAGGUUGUACUGGGACAAGACAAAUUGCUACACUACUAAAUGAAAUGGAAAAGGGUCAAGUCGGUGUAGUCAGUAUGUGUAUUGGAACAGGUAUGGGAGCGGCGGCAGUCUUUGUGAAAGAAUAA
Molecule: messenger RNA, 1233 nt
Organism: Naumovozyma dairenensis CBS 421
Lineage: Eukaryota; Fungi; Ascomycota; Saccharomycetes; Saccharomycetales; Saccharomycetaceae
Gene: POT1
Product: acetyl-CoA C-acyltransferase
Exons: 1
Coding region: 1-1233 (410 amino acids)
Biological process (GO): fatty acid beta-oxidation; phenylacetate catabolic process
Cellular component (GO): peroxisome
Molecular function (GO): acetyl-CoA C-acyltransferase activity
Source: RefSeq, a predicted model, not a curated record